AUGGCUCGUUCGCGGGUGAUCUCGUUCAUGUCUUCCUUGGGUCCGUCCCGCAGCAGUAACCAGGCCAAUAGUCGCAAGCGCGAUUCCUCUGCUUCGUUUACUUUAGAGUCACCAUCGCUAUCAGCUGCGAGCACCACUUCGCCAGAUGCCCCGUCGCCGGUGGCCGAAGGUUCGUCGACAGGACCACUAUCCAGAGCAGAGCGCCGUGCCUCUCGCCCGUCUUCAGCCGUCUUCUCGCACAAGCCCCCGCAAUUGGACGUUUCGGGGGAUACGCCUGCUGAAAUCCAGCCGAUCUUCGCUCUUUUAAACAGCCACGCCAACAAAAUAUACUACGAAGGUUAUUUCCUCAAGCUGAAUGAUUUGGAUACCCAUGGCCGGCCUUGUCCCGACAGACAGUGGGUGGAAUGUUAUGCGCAACUGAUUGGAACUGUUCUUUCGCUAUGGAACGCCGCUGCGCUGGAUGCAGCGCGAGAUGGACAAGAGGUUCCUCCGACGUUCAUCAACCUGGCUGAUGCCUCGAUCAAGAUGAUCGAGACCCUGCCCAUUAAAAAUCAACAAUCGCAGCCCUUGAAAAACGUACUGAGCCUGUGUUCCGCAGGUCAAAACCGAUAUCUUCUGCAUUUCAACUCGUUCAAUUCGUUAGUCCAAUGGGCCUCUGCAAUCCGGUUGGCAAUGUUCGAGCAUACCUCUCUCUACGAGGCGUAUACCGGUUCCAUCUUUGCAGGAAAAGGAAAAACACUCGCCAAUGCCAAUGCCAUCUUGCAACAGACGCGAUUCAAGCACGAAGACUGGGCUCGCGUGCGGUUUGGUGCUGGUACACCAUGGCGGCGUUGCUGGUUCGUCGUGUCACCACCAGACGAGAAAGAGAUACAAAAGGCACGCAAGACAAUGAAGAGACGAUCCGCCUAUGAUCGCUCGCCUCCUACGGUUAAAGGGAACAUUAAGUUCUAUGAGACCAAAAAGACCAAGAAGCAAAAGCCGAUUGCCACCGUCACCAAUGCCUACGCUGCCUAUGCUAUUUAUCCCGAGUCUAUCCAAUUGAUUGAGCAGUCCACGUUGGUCAAGAUUGAAGGGCAGAUUACAAUCCAUGCAUCGUCCGAAGCGAGCACGGAAGGGUUUGUUUUUGUUAUGCCCGAAACGCAUCCGGCGGUGUCUGGCUUCGAGACGAUGCUUCGCUUCCUUAUUCCCACGUUCGACACUUUCAAUCUCUACGGGCGGCCCAACCGUAUUAUAGCGGUCACAAAUCACAUCAAAAGUAUCAUGUUUGCUUUCCCCAGAAACCGUCGGCAUGGUUACCUGGACAGCCUGGACAUUGCAAAUCUGAUGCAGACCCCGGGUUGCCUGAACUGGGGUGAAGCGGAAUGGAGGCAGCAGCUUAAAGAGGCGACUGCUCGUCGCAUGGCCGCUGGCGGCGGUGGCAGCAGAAGCAGCAGUAUCUCAAGCGAAAAACCGCGCUUUAGGGCUACCUUACCCAAUCGACAGAGCACUAUGCCCGUUGGUGGAACCCGCAUGUUUUCUCCUCCUUCACAUUUCCAACCAGCCUUAAACCAGUCCGUGGAUAACAUCAUUCCCGAGGGAUCACGAGAAGAGCCUGAAUCCCCAAGCAACCAUUCCCGGGCCCAGUCAGACACCGUUGGACUGUAUGGUCACCUCGAACGGCCUCCGCGACUCCGCACAGAUAUGUCUCCAGCAUCAUCUGUUUACCAUCUUGCAGAAGAUGGCAGUGAACGGCCCGAGUCCAGCAACAAUACCCGGAGUAUCUCGGACAACGGACAGCAAGUUGAUCCCCAAGCUGCAGCAGUUCGGGAUGACCUCGUGUCUCCGUCCCCACCGGCACCUGUGUCGAGCCCUCCUGCGUUUACGCAUGGACCGAACCACACGCCUUCAGUUCGGCCACGCCCGUCUGUUGAUGCGAGAAAGGCCAGCCACCGCAUGUCCAAAGCCACUUUUGCGCAGAUGGCUGCUGCUAGUGGUGCCGGUUUAGCAGCCGGAAGGUCCACGACCAAGAGCACCGAGGACAUGCGCCAACAAAAUAUGCCCGUCAAUAAUCCCUAUGCUUCUGAACCUCGCGGUCUGGGUGUGUCUGAUGUGAACUGGCGUGCCUCGAGCGAGGUGAUCGCAGCUCCAAAAUUCGUUGCGGCAUCAUCACCAAGCGCUAACCGUUCACCGGGUAGCACGCCAUCGUCUGAACAAUCAUCUGCGCCAUCGUCAAUCAAAAACCGUCUGAGCUUGGACACCACCAAAGCAAUUAAACGGAAACCCGUGGGUCAAUCGCAGAGAGCGCAGUUUGGAGUCACCAGUCCGGUGGCUAGUACCGUGGGCGAGCCCAGUUAUGAUGAUCUAAGACACACUGUCGACGAGGAUGCACUGAACCAGGUCGGAUUACUCCAUGACCCCACGCCAUCCCCCGCAAAGGAUAGCAAUCAGGAUGAAGAAAGUGUCUACGACACUGUAUAUGAUGAUGCGUCAACGGUUUCUCCAGACUACGCCAGUACCCAUGGGUCUGUUUACAGCAAGGCCUCAUCUGUCCGACGCCCUCGGAUGGGUGUGAAGAAGACAGUGGGAGGUGGCGAGCCGGAGAGAAACGUGGUUAUUGGUGACGCCCAAUACACUGUCGACCAACAACCAUCCCAGUCCAACCCAGAUAUCCCACACGUGGACUUUGGGCCUACCAUGACCUAUCUCCCUACGACUGGUCGCCCGAGCACAGCAGACACAUUAAAACAGUCUGGACACGAGCGUGGCGGCUCCGACUCUACGGAGAGAGGACGAAUCAAUGUGCCAACACAUUCCGUGGAUCUCUCCCAUUCGAGAAAUUCGAGUCGCGACGAACGUCGUCGAAGCGUCCCCUGGCAGCCUGGGAUGCCAAAUGGACGCCCUACCACCCCAGGCUCGAGCAGCACUCUUGCGUACGGACACGUUCCCACUUCUCCAGUGCAUCCACGUCCCCAGAAACCCCCUGUGUCACCCAACUGGAUGGCUCACUCCACCUCUAACAUGCAUCUGGUUCAGAACCAGCACCGGCCCCGUUCCCGCGGCGCUGGUGCCAUGAUGCCUCAGAAUAUUUCUCCCAACCUGUCCGCUCGCGAACAGGAGCACGUCGCACGCAUGACCGGAUCAGCCUUCUUCAACAUGUCCUCAUCUCGCCGACAACAACCACAAGCUGGUCCCAGAGGCCUCGUCGCAGAGAUUGAUGCUCGCGAGCGUCAGAAGAGGGGUCUGAAGGAGGGCAUGUCGAACCACAUGGUCCAGCAUGCCAUUGCCCAACGCCAACAGCACAUGCAGUACCAACCGCAGCAUGCUUCGUACUACGGAGGUGACGCUUACAGUAGCUACAACCUUCCGGCAGCUGGACAUAGCCUUGGAGCGCUUAACCAGACGUACCGUGCUGAUGAACCACGUCGGCAGACUUGGUACGGAAACGGGAUGCAGCAGGCUGCGCCGGUUUACUACAGCCAAGGUCCUGGGCAAUACACCAAUAUGCAUUAA
Aspergillus chevalieri is the source of this 3489-nucleotide messenger RNA. RefSeq names its product PH domain protein. Bases 1 to 3489 code for a protein of 1162 amino acids. The transcript is spliced from 3 exons. Lineage: Eukaryota; Fungi; Ascomycota; Eurotiomycetes; Eurotiales; Aspergillaceae. The record is from RefSeq and is a predicted model, not a curated record.